Molecule: messenger RNA, 519 nt
Organism: Gossypium raimondii (Peruvian cotton)
Lineage: Eukaryota; Viridiplantae; Streptophyta; Magnoliopsida; Malvales; Malvaceae
Exons: 2
Coding region: 1-519 (172 amino acids)
Molecular function (GO): RNA-DNA hybrid ribonuclease activity; nucleic acid binding
Source: RefSeq, a predicted model, not a curated record
AUGGCAGAAUACGAAGCAUGCAUCAUGGGUAUUCGUGUGGCUAUAGAGCGAAGAAUCAAAGUGUUAGAGGUUUAUGGAGAUUCGACAUUGGUGAUAUAUCAGCUCAAGGGUGAGUGGGAAAUGAGAGAUCCCAAAUUAAUCAGUUAUCGAAAGUUGGUCCUUGAAUUGAUUAAAGAGUUUGAGAACGUCACUUUUUGCUAUCUCCCACGAGAUGAAAACCAAAUGGCUGACGCACUAGCUACUUUAGCCUCCAUGAUUAAGGUGAACAGACAUGAGGAUAUGAAGCCUAUCCAAAUGAGUAUCCAUGAAGACCCGGCUCAUUGUUGCAAUAUCGAAGAAGGGGAAAUCGAUGAUAGUCCUUGGUAUCAAGAUAUACUACGAUAUGUAAAAAAUCGUGAGUAUCUUGGCCAGGCAACGAAGAAUAAAAAGAGAACUCUGAGAAGGCUAGCCAUUGAUUACGUCUUAGAUGGGGAGAUCUUAUACAAUAGGGGAAAAGAUCAGUGGGUUCACAAUGGCUAG